Athalia rosae (coleseed sawfly) is the source of this 946-nucleotide messenger RNA. Its product is annotated as rhodanese domain-containing protein CG4456-like. The transcript has 5 exons. The record is from RefSeq and is a predicted model, not a curated record. The coding region runs from base 235 to 822 and encodes 195 amino acids. Gene Ontology annotation, molecular function: thiosulfate-cyanide sulfurtransferase activity. NCBI's taxonomy places the organism in Eukaryota, Metazoa, Arthropoda, Insecta, Hymenoptera, Athaliidae. Gene Ontology annotation, cellular component: mitochondrion.
CUCUUUCGCAACCACUUCUUUUGAUCGCACAGGUCAAUUCGGCAAUUCUUUGCAACAGUAACGAAGCAAAGUUGUGCGUAACUGAUGGGCUCAUAAAAAUUUUUUAAUUGUUCAAAACCACAAUAAUUUAUCAGAUCCAGAGCAUUUUUCUAGACUGACGGAAAGAUCGCUGCCAGCUGCCAAUAUCCAUCUAUCUACUCUCAACGCUAUAGCACUCAUCUAGGGCCAGCUAUCAUGUUUUAUAGCAGAAUAAUUACUAAACAUCUAAAAAACAUUGCAUUAUUGCGACCUUCACAACUUAUCAAAGCCGAUAAUCGAAGACACUUGUUGCAUACAAGUAUUGCUACAAAGCAUAUGUUUAAAACUUGCCAAUCGACGUCUAUCGUGGGAUCCAAGUAUUUCAGACAUUUGUCAACUUCCAAUAAUCUGCUCACUCAAAGUAAAGUCAUGGCAGGAGAAGGAGAUAAUGGUCUUAAUUUGGGGUAUGAAGAUUUGAUAAAGGCACAAAAAGAUGAGAGUGUUCUGAUCGUUGAUGUCAGAGAGGAUGAGGAAAUUAAGGAAACUGGAAAAUUACCCGGCAGCAUUCACAUACCAAUGGGUCAGGUUGAGGACAUAUUCAAAAACUACUCCGAAGAAGCAUUUUUACGUAAUUACCAGGUACCAAAACCGACCAAAGAUACAAAGAUUAUAUUCAGUUGUCGCUCUGGAAAACGAAGCGCUAUGGUUCAGGACGCAAUUUUAAAACUUGGAUAUCCAAAAUCCUAUAACUACACAGGUGGAUGGCUUGACUGGGAAAGCAGACAAGAAAAAGCUCAAAAAUAAUGUAAAUUGUUUUAGAACUACUGUGUACAAAUUAAUACAACUUUACUCAGACAUUAUAUACAGUAGCAUAAUUCUCAGAAACGUUACAUCAAUUGGUGAAAAUAAAAGCAAAGAUCAUCGGUAA